Molecule: messenger RNA, 1152 nt
Organism: Brugia pahangi
Lineage: Eukaryota; Metazoa; Nematoda; Chromadorea; Rhabditida; Onchocercidae
Source: the annotation of a GenBank genome assembly
AUGUUCUACUAUACUUGUCACCAACAGUGGUACCAUUGUACGGUAUACAUUAUAGGUGCUUUACUUUUACUGCUUACUCAACGGAUACAAGCGGAAUUCUUCAACGUCCAUAAACCUGACCGAGCGCUUAUUGUGUUAUCAGCACCAUCCAUAUGGUUUGUUAUCAUGACUUUAUCCAGGGAUGACAAUUAUCACGAUUUAUUUGAGACAAUUAUUGCAUUCCAGAUCGAAUUUGCAAAAACAAUACAUGAACAUGAUAAUGUGGUAAUACUUGCUGAUAAGCAUACAUUACCAUAUUUGGAUGGAAGAAGUCCGUCCGUGAAAUCACGUUUACCAUUAGACGCUUUGAUUCAGGCAUCCGUCUAUGAUAUUAACAUCAGAGAUUUUGCACCAUUUGGUGUACGACAACUUGUGAAAUUUUCUUAUAGGCCUCCUAAUUUUGCAACGAUUGCCGCAAGACAAAUCGAUGAAAGUAUUAAGCGAUUCAUUGAGGAUUAUAAAAUACGCGUUGAUAAGAAAGAAUUAGAACUGAUACUUUCCGCACAGCACGUUGUCGAUAACGGUAUCAACAGAGCUAUCAUUGAUAAGAGAGUACUGGAUGAAAAUCAAGGAAAAGUACCAGAAUGGGCUAUUAUGAUUAAGCUCUUCAACGCUUUCAGGAAGGUGACCAUUGUGGAUAAUCCAAUGAAUACGACACAGUUACGACUGGAUGACGUUAUGUCUUUCAUUGAUGAUCAGAUAUUGGUAAUACCAACGUUGGAUAAAGAUAUGAGGGCUUAUUUGGACGCUGAAUUAUUUAAAAAAUUCCGUGAUGAAGUGAUGUUAAUUGAUCUGCCAGCAUAUUUGGAUAAGGACAGAAGAGGAAAUUGUGGCAUGUACACUGCCAUAUUAGCUACUGAUAAAUUUUUAUACGUGCCUGUGUUUGGGAAUGAUCCAGGGAAUUGGAAGAGAGGACAUUCAACAAUGAUGGAUAAAAUUAUCAUACAUAUGAUUGAGGUGAAUACGCGAAAAACCGUGGUACCAGUUAAUGUGCCACGAACGAUUUGUGAACGUGGAAUUUCAUUGCGAUCACUGGCCUGGACAUUACGAGGUAAUGUUGCCGAUCACGUUAUUCAAGUUGCACGUGGAACUCCAGCUAAAAUAUUUGCAUGA